AAACAAAACUGAUAUAAAUGGAACGUAUCGAAUUCCAAGUCGAGGUUGUGUAAAAGAAACAUAUUCGAAUAUAAAGUUAAUCUUAAUAAUUAAUUAAUGUUAUCUACUACAUUCCAGUAAAUAUAAAUGUAACUCGUUUCUUGUUUGUUUCAACAAAGAAUCUCGCAAAACUUUCCAUUUUAUAGUUCGUUAUAAAUAAAAAUAAUAAGAUGAGCAUUAAUUGGAUUAAAAUUACAGAAAGAGCUCGUGAAGGUAUAAAAAUUAUCAAUUCUCUCAACUACGAUGUCUUCUGUACUGUGCUAGAUUAUGUCCAUCGUAAUAUGAGCCCUAAUGAGGACCACAACGAACCCGAGAAUGCCCUAGAGCAAUUGGAGAAGCUAGUUGGUGUUCCACGUGCUGAUUUUCUUCUCUUGAUCAAAACAUUCUCGUACAUCCUCAAGAGAACCUCCACAUUUAUCAUUAAGCCGACAAAACUUCAAAUGGAGUUACGCGACAAACUCAAACUAAACGAAGACAAAGUCGAUGCCAUCAUCAAACUAUGGAUCAAGAAUACAAAACCAAUUCUGGACAAUCUCCAAGAGGGCAAAUACGAAUCCAAUGAAAUCGAAGAUGUAGCCUGGAAGCUAAAUGUCCAAAUUUCAUCACAUUGUCAGCAAAAAGAGAAAACAGCUCUGGCAGUGCUCCAACUGAAGACAGUAGCUGGCGAGGACAUCAAUUGGGAAAUGAAUCAUGACGAAUUGCUCAACUUAUACAAUCAGUUCGAGGGAAUCCAAAACGAAUUGGACGCAAUGCGAAGUUCGAAAUAAAACAUCAAAAAUAUUCUUCAACUUGUAUUUUAAUUUUAUUUAAUUAUUUCUUUUCCCCUUUUCUUCAAAUCCUCGCCUAAAAUUUAAUCGCAACAAUACUAAGCACUUAAGUUCCAGCUUUUGUUUUUUUAUUCAUAUAAAUUUGCUUAAAUUUUGUCCUAAAUCACAUUAAAAAAAAGCGCUUUGAAUUCAAAUUUUAGCUUUGCGGUUAGGGGAAAAGUUAGUUACAAAAAUUAUGUGUAUCUAGGUUUUAAAAUUUAUAUCGUGUGUAAUAUUGUUGUUCCAGUGUGUAGUUUUUCUUUAGUAAUAUGCGAAAGCGAUGUGUUUUGUUUUUUUAAUAAACUUCUUCUCUUUGUUUUCAAUCUAUAUCUCGUGUAUAUAUUAUAUAAAAUUUGUUUUCUUAGCAAAUAAAUAAGACACAGUCAUAAGAGUAAUAUAUACAAAAAAAUAUUAAUAAUAAUAAUAAAAUAAUGGUUAUCUAAUUUAA
Molecule: messenger RNA, 1293 nt
Organism: Eupeodes corollae
Lineage: Eukaryota; Metazoa; Arthropoda; Insecta; Diptera; Syrphidae
Gene: Vlet
Product: COMM domain-containing protein 10
Exons: 2
Coding region: 210-806 (198 amino acids)
Source: RefSeq, a predicted model, not a curated record